GGGGAGACUUCAGCACAAGGCACUGCCAUGGAGGGGGACUGUCUUAGCUGUAUCAAGUACCUCAUGUUCAUUUUCAACUUCCUUAUAUUUCUUGGUGGUGCUUUCCUGCUGGGAAUAGGUAUCUGGGUGCUGGUGGAUCCCACAGGUUUCAGGGAGAUUGUGGCAGCCAACCCACUGCUCUUCACGGGGGUCUAUGUUAUCCUGGUCAUGGGAGGCAUGCUGUUUCUCCUGGGAUUCCUGGGCUGCUGCGGAGCCAUACGGGAAAACAAAUGUCUGCUGCUCUUUUUCUUCAUGCUUAUUCUGAUUAUAUUCCUGGCAGAGUUGGCAGCUGCCAUUUUGGCCUUCAUAUUUCGGGACCAUCUCACCAGAGAUUACUUCACCCAGGAAUUGAAAAGGCGCUAUCAAGGCCAUAACAACACUGAUGUCUUCACUUCCACAUGGAACGCCAUCAUGUCCACGUUUGACUGCUGUGGGGUGAACAGCCCUGAGGACUUUGAUGAAAGCCUCUUUAGACGAAUCUACCCCCACAAAAUGGUCCCUGAAAUCUGUUGCCUGAGGAACGAUCUGUUGCCUAGAGAUGGAGUCUACGUGAGCAAGGAUGAGUGUCUCAAGGGCAACAUGUUGUACCGUUACAAUAAGGGCUGUUACACAGCAGUAGUGGACUCUUUUGAGACAUACAUCUACAUGGCUGGAGCACUUGCCAUUGUGGUGCUGACAAUUGAACUCUUUGCCAUGGUGUUUGCAAUGUGCUUGUUCAGAGGAAUCCAGUGA
Messenger RNA from Chanos chanos (milkfish), 771 nucleotides. RefSeq names its product tetraspanin 18a (gene tspan18a). Lineage: Eukaryota; Metazoa; Chordata; Actinopteri; Gonorynchiformes; Chanidae. Gene Ontology annotation, cellular component: plasma membrane. The record is from RefSeq and is a predicted model, not a curated record. The coding region runs from base 28 to 771 and encodes 247 amino acids. The transcript has 7 exons.